GAGAGUUGUUUUACGCGUUCGCAGACGUACGUGGUGGUGCUUUAAAUAAGAUUGUACAGUGGUCCUUGGAUUUCGAGUAUUUUCCUGUAAAUUCCACGACCUCCAUUGACGACAGCUAUUCCUUCAUAAAUCCACAAGAACAAAAGGAGAAUCAGAUGGCGAUAUAUUACGAGAAGUCACCAGUGUUAGACAACGGCACAUGUGUCCCGCCAACAGAGGACCCUCUGGCAGACCAAAUCCCCUGGGAGGCACGCUUUCCAGGAUUUGCAACUUGCAGGAUUGAAAACUAUGUAGAUCUUCAUGAAGAACUUGGCUUUGUCUCUGCACGGAUCCUCUCGAUAGAGGGACAGUUUCAUACAACAGGCUGGAUCCCCAUCAUAUAUUCUUCUAUUGAAGGUGCAGAACGGCAUAGGACUAUUGCAACCACUUUUCUUCGGUUCGCACCCGUAGUUUUUGAAGCUGCCGACUAUCUAUGGAGAAGACUCAAAGACAUGCUACAAAAAAGAUAUUUCAAGGCAGACCUUAGUCUUGGCCAUAGUGAUCCUUCCGAUGACUCGAAUUGGCUCCUCUUGUCGAUGCAUGUACGCCGUGGCGAUUUUAUCACUGACAAGCAUGGUUGGCAAGAGUUUGACACUGAAUGGAUGAUUUCUUGCGUCAAGGACGCUGUCGAGUCUGUAUUUACGGAUGUGACAGAUGAAAAUAUUAACAAAAGCAUAGACGAGGCUUCCAGGCUCUUUUAUAUGGCUACAGAUGAAGUAUCACCACAGAUUAUCGAAUCCUUCCGUUCUCUUGGUGCAGUUUUCGUUAAAGACCUGAUGGAUGGAUACUUUAUGGAGAGGUUUGGCCACUUGGUAGUCUUUGAAGAUUGGCUCGGUCUUGUCGAGCAACUAAUAUGCGCUCGCGCUACGCGGUUUUAUGGCACUAUGUCCAGUAGCUUCACAGGCGGGAUUGUAAACCUUCGCUUCGCGCAAGACUAUCAAAGUCGCAUUCGCCCUCCAUUUAUCAACGAAAAGGUCAAAGAACGACAUAAUAAUUAUUUUUUCAAGCCUGGUACUGACAGACUAUUAACUAAAGAACAGAAGCAACUUGGUAUACCAUGAGGAGCUUGUCACGAAA
This is a messenger RNA of Lobosporangium transversale, 1116 nucleotides long. RefSeq lists its product as hypothetical. The transcript has a single exon. Bases 156 to 1100 code for a protein of 314 amino acids. Lineage: Eukaryota; Fungi; Mortierellomycota; Mortierellomycetes; Mortierellales; Mortierellaceae. The record is from RefSeq and is a predicted model, not a curated record.